GCGGCGCUGUCCGGGGCGGCCCGGGCCUGCGCCCGCUGCCCACCUGCCCGCCGAGGACCAGCCAGGGCGUCCUCUGGCGUGAAGCAGAGCAGGCGGGCGGGCAGGGAGGAAACUGGGCCAGCUGGAGCCCCGACAGGAAGGGAGCCAGGAGGAAGCAGGCGCUGCCACCCCGCACGGCUGGGCGUUUCUGUGCCAGCCCUCCGGAAGGAGAGGAGGCGGCGUGGGGGGCUUCGCGGAAGGGAGGGGACGGCACAGAUGGGAGCCGCAGCACCGGGACGGGAGCGGGCGGUCCAUAGGAUGGGCUGGGCUGUUGGGAACUGACUGAGGAUGGGGAAGGGAGAAGGAAGACGCGGUGGGGAAACGGGCAGCCAGGAGCCCGAGACAGGAGCCGGCGCCCGCCACGUGCCAAUGGCUGCCGACCCCAAGUGGAGUGUGGAGUGGAUCGAGCUGCCGCGCAUCCUGAGGCCGCCCCGUCGUCGGGGUCGUUGGGAAGCCGCUGCGGGGACCCUGCUCGGGUGGAGCCGAGCGUCCUCCCUGCCGUCGUCGGUGGACAGCCAGGACUUAUCGGAGGUGAAUGUUGAAGACACUGUCGAAAUGCUUCCCAAGUCCCGGAGAGCCCUCACCAUUCAGGAGAUCGCCGCCCUGGCCCGCUCGUCCCUGCACGGAAUCUCCCAGGUGGUGAAGGACCACGUGACGAAGCCGACCGCCAUGGCGCAGGGCCGCGUGGCCCACCUCAUCGAGUGGAAGGGCUGGAGCAAGCCUCGAGACUCCGCCUCGGCCCUGGAGUCGGCCUUCUCCUCGUACUCGGACCUCAGCGAGGGGGAGCAGGAGGCUCGCUUUGCAGCGGGGGUAGCGGAGCAGUUUGCCAUCGCCGAGGCCAAGCUGCGGGCCUGGUCUUCGGUGGACGGGGAGGACUCCACCGACGAAUCCUACGACGAGGACUUUGCCGCAGGCGCCGACAGCCCUCAGCCUCCAGACAUAGCCGGGCAGCUUGGGCCUCAUCUGCAGGACCUCCUGACGGGCCGGCGCUACUCGAGACCCUUGCGUCAGGGCUCCUGCGACCCGGAGAGCGAUUCCUCGCAGACGGUGUCCCCCGAGACCCUGUGCUCAAGCCUGUGCAGCCUGGAGGACGGGCUGCUGGGCUCCCCGGCCCACCUGAGCCCCAGCCUGCUGACCGAAGAGCUUCUCCUCUCCAAACUGCCCCCAAGCAGGGAAAGUGCCUUCCAGAGCCUGGGCCCCCUGGAGCGCCGGGACUCAUUCUACUCUGUGUCCUACACGGAGUCCUGCCUCUCGCCCGCCGAGGAUGAGCCCAUCGCCUGCAAGGACUGCCAGCUCCUGGGCCCUGCACCGGGGGGCAGCUGGGAGGGACGGCGGCGACGGAAAGUGUCCGACGUGGCCUCCUCGGGCGUGGUGUCCCUGGAGGAGAACGAGGCUGAGCCUGAGGAGCAGUGAGCGUGGGUGACGGCAUGCCCGCCUUGGCCUCGGCCUUGGCGGGGGGGCAGAGGGGGCAGGGCCCUCUGUGCCCUGGCCUGGUGCAGGGCCACCCUCCAUCAGUGGAGCCUGAGGCUUCCGGGUGGAGCCCUGGCUCUCCCUCAGAUGACUCCUCCGUUGUCUGUUUUGCAUGAAAGUGUUUGAAGAGGAGGCAGAGGCCAGGGGCCCGCCCCGGACGCAUGUUCUGCCACCUCUUUGGGGUUUGCCGGGGGCUGCCCGGGACCCCUCGAGGCAUGGCUCCAGCUGUGGCAGACAGUGAUGUCCACGUUCUUAAACCAGACAAACAAGUUGUUCCAUGUACCUCCUCCUCACCUCACCCUGCCCCCAAGAGAGGUGACCCCCCCUAAGGGGGGUGCUUCUGCCCGCUGGGACUCUUGCGUUUUCUCUCCUCCCCCGCAGCCCACCCUGGCUCCCUGCCUCAUUCUCAUCUCUGUCCCAAUACUGUGCUUGAGUGAGUGACCACCCCUCACCGCUGGGCUGGCUCCCUCCUUCCCUCCGGUCCUCUGGCAACCAGAUGGUCGUGUCCUUGGAUGGAGGCCUCCAGCCCAGCUGGCUCUGUGUUGUGCCAUGCUCUGUGCUUGGAGGCUGUGCUUCUCAUCUUUGCUAAAUCUCUCCCCCAAAGAAAUGGGGUUUCUGGUCUAUUCUUUGAGUCUUGGCCCUACCUUGGAGGGGGAGGCAUAGGAAAUGAAGGAAAACAAGCUGCUAGUCUUCCUUGCCAGCCCUCCUCUCCUCUCCUCUCCGUCAUACAGACAGCAUGGGACGGGGAAGCUUCCGGUGUCUGCAGCCAGACUGUCUGGGUUCAGCUUCUGCCUUUGAUGCUACUCCCUGUAUAACCCUGGCCGAGUCAUUUCACCUUCAGGCCUCAGUUUCCUCCCCCAUAAAAUGAGGGGUUAGAUUAGAUGACUUCUGUGGUUCCUCCCAGUUCUAAAUCUGGAUUUCAUGAUUCCUUCUCUGCCUGUAUUUCCUUUUCUCCGACUCCCCACGCACACAUAGUCCAUCUGGUUUCAUCCCCUUGUUAGCCCCUGGCUCUUCUCCCUCCCUCCUCUCUCCCAUCUUCCAUCACUGAGCAGUUGCAGCCCGAGGAAUGGGAGGAAAGGUGUGUGGUAUUUGCAGGACAAACUGCCAAGGCCAAGAAACUUCACUCAGGGUUCUAGAGGGCGAGUUGUGCCGAGAGUGGCUGGAACUCGGCUGGCUGGGUGGGUGUCUCCUUGGGGAAGGAUGAUCAUCUUUCAGAGGUACCAGGAAAGGGGAACCUGAGCUCGGGCCCCCGCCUGGAUCCGGUGGCAGAGCCAGGACAUCGCUGGUAGGUAUCCGGAGACAGACCCCAAGGAAGUAGGGAUGUUGGCAGACCAGGCCCUGGAGGCAUGGCACUGAGUGUGGCCAGGGUAAGGGCAUGGGGACAGAAAUUCCAGGCUCGAGUGGCUCAUUAGGGGUUUAUUUUGUUCUAUUUAAGAAUCUGUUUUAUUAAAUUAAUAUAAAAAUC
Messenger RNA from Monodelphis domestica (gray short-tailed opossum), 2974 nucleotides. RefSeq names its product family with sequence similarity 131 member A (gene FAM131A). The record is from RefSeq and is a predicted model, not a curated record. Lineage: Eukaryota; Metazoa; Chordata; Mammalia; Didelphimorphia; Didelphidae.